Molecule: messenger RNA, 1238 nt
Organism: Daphnia magna
Lineage: Eukaryota; Metazoa; Arthropoda; Branchiopoda; Diplostraca; Daphniidae
Exons: 8
Coding region: 1-1089 (362 amino acids)
Source: RefSeq, a predicted model, not a curated record
AUGGACGAAACUUCAUGGUCGCCAGGUUGUGUGGUGGGACUGUUCCAGAAUAACAAUACGGCCAGGCAAAAUGUCAAAACUUAUGUGUCCGUGGGGUAUAAAUACGACUCGAUAGGAACUGUCAACAGGAACCAAGAAACGGAAAUUUGUAAAUGUCAAGGACCGACGGUGACGCCAUGUGAACCCCGUCUGCCGUCUAAAACCCAGUGUCGAGCACCUCAGAAGAAUCCAAAAAUACCACCAAGUCCCUACAGCGCUGUCCCUCUAUUUAAAGAGAAGUUUGCAGAGUUAAUUAUCGACUUCUGUUUGGUCAAACAAAAAGAUGACGGAAGUGUCGUGAAAUGGACGUUCAACGUUGAUUUAAAGAAUGGCAGAAGCUCCAUUGCCACUUCGGACUACGUGUUCACCGGUGUUUCCGUGUUCGUGUUUCUGACACCCUCGUUAGUGGUCGAAGCUCAAAGAACAGUCACCAGAACGCAAACCGUUACUGUUUUUUCGAGCGAAAUUGUCACGAGAAAUUUCGCCUGUGCUAAACUGGUCAACGUCACCGGGCCAUGUCGUCGAGGUCGUGGCGGUCUCCUCAUAGACGUGCCCGUUAUUCUAACGUUUGACGAAGAAUUGGAAGAUUCUUUGGAUGACACUUUCAAUCGAAUAGUACACCAACAAUUCGUUCCGUCCAGAACGCUAGGUGUGGAGGUUACGCCUCUGGCAAUCGUCCCAGUGGGAAGUUUACAACACGCAGCCAAUUUCAAAUAUUUCUCUCGUAAUCAAUUGAAUUCUCCUUCGCCGACGAACCACGUCGUUCAGUCGUCACAGGAGCCCAGUGCCAGAAAUCCUGGGCGUAACAAAGUGGGCGCAGAGGGAAGCGACCCGAAGCCACGGAUCUAUUUCUCGCAAAUCAACUCUGUUCUUAACCAGAUUGUCAACAAUUUCAGACCAGCCGUGACCGUCAGAGUCACAAAUUUCGUUACACGAACAACGCGUGUUACGGCAGGUAGCGUUUCAGGUAGCUUCUUCAUCAUGGGAUGCACUCCGAAUCCUUUCACCUUUGCCACCUGCGCAACUGCUCCUCGAUCCAUCUCUACUUGAUGUGAUGAUUUCAACAUUACAAAGGACAAUUGUUUCAUUAUUUAUUAAAAUUUUUUACUUGGAUAUGUUAACUUUGCAUUUUACUUUUACCAAAAACUCGUAUAGGGGAUGGUCAUUGAGUGCUAGAAAAUAAACCGUUGCAGGGCUCA